This is a messenger RNA of Phacochoerus africanus (Common warthog), 408 nucleotides long. It is a transcript of the gene DEFB115, whose product is annotated as defensin beta 115. Bases 1 to 324 code for a protein of 107 amino acids. NCBI's taxonomy places the organism in Eukaryota, Metazoa, Chordata, Mammalia, Artiodactyla, Suidae. Gene Ontology annotation, cellular component: extracellular region. The record is from RefSeq and is a predicted model, not a curated record. Gene Ontology annotation, biological process: innate immune response. The transcript has 2 exons.
AUGCUGCUGGAUCACUCCCCACCCCUCUUGGGAUACAUCAAACUCUUGUUCCUGGCCUUAGCUGUCCUUGUGGUCCUCGCUCAGGCUUCCCCAGAUGGAUGGGCCAGAACGUGCGGUUAUGGAACUGGGAGAUGCAGGAAACAUUGCAAAGAAAAUGAGAAGAAGAAAGGAAAAUGUGUGGCCAGAAUGAUUUGCUGCAUCUCUGCAGUAAAGCAUAAAUCACUAGAAUUCGCCAAGAAAGAAGAGACAGCAUAUAGGUUUGUGGCAAGUACAGCUAAGACUUGUGACAAGGGAAUUUUGGCAGUUACCACAAUGAGUCAGUGAGAUAGCUGUGCAGGUCACCUGCAUGGUCUCUGGGGCCUUAGUAUCUAAGGAUACCCAGGAUACCUGGGUCCUCAUUUGAUCCAU